UUCUGCGAGGCCGCCAUCAGGUCCCUGGGCUGCCGUUCGGGUCCCGCGGAAGCGUUUCGGCCGUGUAGGAUUCUCGGAAUAGGAGCCCAGCUGGCGCUGGGGCCGGCGCCAUGCCACUGCGGGUGGCAGUGGUGUGCUCGAGUAACCAGAACCGGAGCAUGGAGGCGCACAACAUCCUCAGCAAACGGGGCUUCAACGUCCGGUCCUUUGGAACGGGAACUCACGUGAAGCUUCCAGGACCCGCACCCGACAAGCCAAACGUUUACGAUUUCAAAACCACUUACGAUCAGAUGUACAACGAUCUUCUGCGGAAAGACAAAGAACUCUAUACACAGAAUGGCAUUUUACAUAUGUUGGACAGAAACAGGAGAAUCAAGCCCCGGCCAGAAAGGUUCCAGAGCUGCAAAGAUCUAUUCGAUCUGAUCCUCACCUGCGAAGAGAGGGUCUACGACCAGGUGGUGGAAGAUCUCAACUCGAGAGAACAGGAGACCUGCCAGCCGGUGCACGUGGUCAACGUGGACAUCCAGGACAACCCCGAGGAGGCCACCCUGGGAGCGUUCCUCAUCUGUGAGCUCUGCCAGUGCAUUCAGCACACCGAGGACAUGGAGAACGAGAUCGAGGAGCUGCUGCAGGAGUUCGAGGAGAAGAGCGGCAGGGCCUUCCUGCACACCGUGUGCUUCUAUUGAGACGCCCACCUGCCACCUGCCCUCUGAAGCCGUCUUCCCAGCUCUCCUUUGUUAAUACGUUUUUCUUUCCUGGUACUUGGUGGUUCCUUUUAGGUAUUCUGGUGGUGGACUGGGAGUAUUUUCCAUAGCAGUUUUAAAUAGGUAAUAGAAACCUAGAGAUAAAUGCCAGAUAGAAAGCAUUUUAGCCUUUCUGUCCCCCCUGUUGCUUCUGAGUGGGAUACAGAUGGGGAUUUAACUGAAAAGCAAAACAGUUCAUCGUGUGUUUUCCCCCCAACAUGUGUAUCUUUAGUUAUUCCCAGCUUUCCUUUUCCUUCUCUAAAUGGCUGGACUGUACACAUCCCUGAAUAAAGCAAUGUGCUGUGUCUUACUAGAAAA
Ochotona curzoniae (black-lipped pika) is the source of this 1061-nucleotide messenger RNA. Its product is annotated as RNA polymerase II subunit A C-terminal domain phosphatase SSU72-like. Gene Ontology annotation, cellular component: mRNA cleavage and polyadenylation specificity factor complex; nucleus. The transcript has a single exon. The record is from RefSeq and is a predicted model, not a curated record. Gene Ontology annotation, biological process: termination of RNA polymerase II transcription. Lineage: Eukaryota; Metazoa; Chordata; Mammalia; Lagomorpha; Ochotonidae. The coding region runs from base 111 to 686 and encodes 191 amino acids. Gene Ontology annotation, molecular function: RNA polymerase II CTD heptapeptide repeat phosphatase activity.